AAGUGGGGAAGCAUCUUGAAAUUUAGAUAUGCAAAUUCAGCAAACUACAGAGGUUCAGUGUUUUGCAUAAAUCGCUGGGAUGAAAAAAUGCUGUGUAUUAACUGAGUGCAGUUUUCCCAACUCUUGAUCAAGCAUAAAUACAAGCUGUCAGCCACGCAUAAUGUAAAUUAAAGUCUAUCGAAAUGUGGGAGCUUUAAUAAAGUUUACCAUUCAACGUUGAACAGGAUAUGCUGCUCGGUUUCCAUAGUUACAGCAAGCAGAAACACUACGACGGUCACAGGUGUUGGGCAACUAGCAAGUGGCUAGCAGUAUUUUUUCCUCUUACUUGGGUUUUCGUUACGUUACCAAACGUUUGCUUCAACGAUGCUGACCGCUCCUGCUCAGAGAGUGUGUUUUGGGAGCUCAGUGGAGAGGAGGCUGUUUCCUCUCCAUUACGCGCCAGACCGGCUGGGGAACCAAAUGCCACAACAGGGACCGCCACAUGUCGGCCCGGGAAGCUAUGACAACCACGAGUUUGGCACCAUACUUUAUGACAUACAGAAGACACCUGGGAGUAAGAAAGGAUAUAGUCUCUCUGCAAGGACUGCUGUGCGUUUUCCGCCUUGUAACAAGGCAGUGACCCCUUCACCGUGGCAGUACCAGCAGGAUCAAAGUGGUUCUAGGGUCUCUGCUCCUGGCAAAAUACCUUUCAACUCAAUAGCACAGAGGUUCAAAAGCACACCGUGUACAUCUGAGAGGAGUCCAGGCCCUGGGACGUAUGCCCACGACGGAGUGACAAACAGGAAAGUGAGCUGGCCCAUGUGCUUUGGGAGACCGGACUGGUCCAGCCUGCCUCAAAUAUGCAAGAAGUCACUCAGGGUGAAGCUUGCCAGUGAAAAGGAGUACAUUAAACAGAGGAACAGAGUGGCCUACCUGAGUUUGUAUUAUUAACCCUGAAGGUCAUACAUGGAAACCUAUCGUGACACUGGCGAAGAUGUUGGUUUUUUUGUUCUUUUUUUA
This is a messenger RNA of Oreochromis aureus, 999 nucleotides long. Its product is annotated as protein pitchfork. Gene Ontology annotation, molecular function: cytoskeletal protein binding. Gene Ontology annotation, cellular component: ciliary basal body. The record is from RefSeq and is a predicted model, not a curated record. Gene Ontology annotation, biological process: regulation of cell projection organization. Bases 364 to 930 code for a protein of 188 amino acids. The transcript has 5 exons. Lineage: Eukaryota; Metazoa; Chordata; Actinopteri; Cichliformes; Cichlidae.